UCUCGUGAGAGUCUGAUACCGGAAGUGUUCAGACGUAUCAUGUGAUUUGCUCUUGCUGGCACUCUGCUUGAGUAGUUCUCUUUAUAUAUCCAUGGAGUAGCUAUGUCAAAAUAAUUAUAUUUUUGACAGGACGGUUUUAGAAGAACCCCACGUUGUAUCCAAAAGGAACUCUACAAGAUGCAGAACGUCAUAAACACAGUGAAAGGCACGGCUCUCGGAGUGGCUGAGUUUCUCACUCCAGUGUUGAAGGAAUCGAAAUUCAAAGAGACUGGAGUCAUUACACCAGAGGAGUUUGUAGCAGCUGGAGAUCACUUGGUUCACCAUUGUCCCACAUGGAAAUGGGCCACUGGGGAAGAAGUCAAGGUGAAGCCAUAUUUGCCCCAGGAUAAACAAUUUCUCCUGACACGCAAUGUUCCCUGUUACAAGCGUUGUAAACAGAUGGAGUAUUCAGAUGAGCUGGAAGCCAUCAUAGAGGAGGAUGAUGGAGACGGGGGCUGGGUGGACACUUACCAUAAUUCAGGUGUGUUAGGAGUCACAGAUGCUGUACGAGAAAUUUCAUUGGACAAUAAUAAGGACAAGAACAUGAAUGCCACAUCUGCAGCAUGUUGUGAUGAUGACGAUGAAGAUGAUGAUGAAGAUGGAGAAGCAGCAGAUAUGGAAGAAUAUGAGGAAAGUGGCCUGUUGGAAACAGAUGAGGCGACCCUGGAUACCAGUAAAAUGGUAGAAACUAAAGCCAAAGCAGAGCUUGGGAGUGAAGAUGCCAUCCUUCAGACUAGAACAUAUGACCUGUACAUCACAUAUGAUAAAUACUACCAGACCCCUCGUCUCUGGCUGUUUGGAUAUGAUGAAGACAGGCAACCACUGACUGUAGAACAGAUGUAUGAGGACAUCAGCCAGGACCACGUGAAGAAGACGGUCACCAUUGAGAACCACCCUCACCUUCCUCCACCUGCCAUGUGCUCUGUCCACCCCUGCAGACAUGCUGAAGUGAUGAAAAAGAUCAUUGAGACUGUGGCAGAAGGGGGAGGAGAGCUGGGAGUGCAUAUGUAUCUUCUGAUUUUCCUAAAGUUUGUCCAGGCUGUCAUUCCCACAAUAGAAUACGACUACACAAGACACUUCACCAUGUAGCUUCAUAAAAUCGGCCUCUGCUAAUGCAACAUCUGUACAUGGGAAAGAUCAGCUCUUCUGCCUCUAUGUUGAGAUUAUAUCCGGUCUGGUCUGAUCUGAUUACAACCUAUUUGUGGAAUGUUUGUGUUACUCUGAGACACUUUGGUGUGUCAGAGUAACACAAACAGGGUGCAGGACAUGAGGAAUGUGUGGGUGCAGGACAUGAGGAAUGUUGGAGGUAUGUGACAAAACUGUUUGUUAAAGGAACAGUCCAAAGUUUUGGGAAACAGGCUUGUUUUCCAUGAAACCCAGAGUCAGUGUUUUUUUUCACUUUUGACAAAGCUAGCUAGUCGUUUCCCCCAACUUCCAGUCUUUGUGUUAAACUGGCCUAACCACAUCCAUGACAUAUUUCUGUACUAGACACACAGAAAUGAAACCGAUAUCCAUCUUCUCAUCUGACUCUUGUCAGACUGCAGACAAGGCUUUGUCCCAAAAGUUGGACUGUUCCUCUGUUUCUCUACGGGUUUAAUGUUGUGACCACAAUGUGGUGAGCUCUCACAAAGUUCUUGUUAAGAAGAUUUUGAUGCUGUCACUAAAACUCACCCCAUUCCAUUCUGCUUUAAAUGUAAGAGACAAUUUCAGAAAAUAAAUUAACCCUGGUUGUGCAAAGGGUCACCUCCAUGAGUUAGUAAGAAUUAGAUGGGUUCUAGAAAACAGACCUGGAUUAGAUAAAGCUUGUGCACACAUUGAAAACAGUUAUCUUCAGUUUAUGCCCUGCCUUCAGUAUCUGUCACAAAAAUUAAAGCUGCAUUAAGCGUUUUUUUUUUUCUUUCGGGCAUGGGCAGCAGAACAAAGUCGAACCCAGCAUUGAAAUUUUAUCUUAUAAAGUUAUAUAACAUGUUAGCAGUUGCCUAUUAACACAUUCAGCAAAUACAGAGCAACAUUAGCAUUCAUUUUUUUUGGUUUGCUCUUGAUGAAUGUAAGUCCAAUAUUCAGUCUCUUUUAGCUCUGUUUUCGGUCUCCACCAACUCCUGAGAAAAAUAUCUGGCUCCUAAAUGCUCACCAGCUAGUCUCUAACUGUGUCUGUCUGCUUUUUUUACUGCUGAGCAGGUAGUGUACAGUGGAUUUAUCAAAGCUUUUUCACUGAAAACAGCUGCCUGCUGCUGCUGGUAUUCAAGUUGAUGAGAUUGGUGAGACUGAACCAAAACAGUAAAAUUGUGGGUUGUAAAACCAAAACAAUGAGCAUGCCCUGCCCUACGCUGUGGCCCUUCACUGCCUUUAGUCAUCUGUUUAUGCACAUCCAUUUCUUGUGCAACUACAAAUAAUAUUCAAGAAAAAAUAUUUAAAAUCUGUGAUUUGGACUCGGACAGCUAUUGGUAGGAAAUGUAUGUUUUCUUGCUAACAUCACUUUCUAAAACGUCUCUGUACCUGAUGGCAACAUUGAUAGAAGCUUCUUGACUAUUAACAAUAUUGUUCCCAUGCCUCACUGCAGUGGUUAUUAUUGCUUCCAUUCUAAUGCACUUUGCAGGAGUUAUGGCUGAACCUCGGUAUUGUAAAUCAGCUCUUUAUGCCAGUCUGUCUUAAUACUUCAUUCUCUGAAUGUGUUGAUGGUGAGGUCCUUUCAUUCACCCAUGGUUCUUGUGGUUGGCUUAUAUGUUUUUUGUGUUUUACUUUGGGACAAUUUUCUCUCUGCAACUGGUAUCAGAAUUUUGAAAUUUUUUUUCUUUCAGUUUGUCUUGCUUUUACAAGCAUGAUGUAUCACUACCUACUGUGUCUAAGAGUUAUGUGAAGGUUGGCUGUGACCUCUAUUGUGCAGCAUUUUUGCAAAUCAAAUAAAGAAUUAUUUUAUUGUCACAAGCCUUGGCAUACUUCAAUAAAUCCUUUAAUUAAUUUCUGGUCUGUUUUGGUUAUAAGAUUGUGAAUUAUAAACUAUAUUUGGCUCAUUACAGUAACAUGUUUCUGAAAGUACUUACAUAACUAAAUAAAGUACCUGCUUCAGUAAUCCUUGCUCUACUUUCCUUGUCUGUUGGUUGGAUAAAAUAUUCACUCUGUUCUGUCUGUUGGUCCAGUCUCCUGAUGUAACUUGCUCACUGGUAACACAUUUUAAAGUAAUGUACAUUUAUCAAUAAAGAAUUUCCCAGAAAUUGUAAACAGAA
Messenger RNA from Siniperca chuatsi (mandarin fish), 3263 nucleotides. It is a transcript of the gene atg3, whose product is annotated as autophagy related 3. The coding region runs from base 178 to 1128 and encodes 316 amino acids. The transcript is spliced from 12 exons. Gene Ontology annotation, molecular function: Atg8-family ligase activity. The record is from RefSeq and is a predicted model, not a curated record. Lineage: Eukaryota; Metazoa; Chordata; Actinopteri; Centrarchiformes; Sinipercidae. Gene Ontology annotation, biological process: autophagy of mitochondrion; autophagosome assembly; nucleophagy. Gene Ontology annotation, cellular component: cytosol; cytoplasmic ubiquitin ligase complex.